GUCAGAUUAAAGACGUUGAUCGUUGAGUAGCUUCUUUGGUAAUUUUGCUUAUCUUCCGACUGUGAUACUAAACCACUUUAGAUUAUUUCAUAUCUUUCAUAUCGGACGUAUAUUUUUUAUCUUUACUGCACUUCCAAGAGCUUUUGAAAUUGAUUUAAAAUUACUUUACUUCUUGUCGUUUCCGACGAAAGAUCUGGAAAAAAAUCAUGGCCUCUUCUAAUCAUAUUGCCAUUCUCAGUGUAUCUGAUAAGACAGGACUUAUUCCAUUUGCUAAAAAAUUAGCAUCUGCUGGUUUGAACUUAGUUGCUUCAGGUGGAACUGCAAAAGCCUUGAGAGAUGCAGGCCUUCAAAUCAGAGAUGUUUCCGAUUUGACUGGUGCACCUGAGAUGCUUGGUGGCAGAGUGAAAACCUUACAUCCUGCUGUGCAUGCUGGUAUUUUAUCUACUAAGUCGGAACAUGAUCGAGCUGAUAUGAAAAAGCGAGGCUAUGAUUUUGUAAGUGUUGUUGUCUGCAAUCUAUAUCCUUUUGUUCAAACUGUUUCAAAACCAAAUGUAACUGUUGCUGAUGCUGUUGAGAAUAUUGAUAUUGGUGGAGUGACGUUGCUUCGAGCUGCUGCAAAGAAUCAUGAUCGUGUCCUUAUAAUUUGUGAUCCAUCAGAUUACAAUGUGGUUACUGAUGUUAUUGAGAAAAGUGGAGAUUCAAAAGCUUUGGAUGUUCUGCUAAAUGAAGAAUCCCUAGAUUUAAGGAGAAAAUUAGCUCUAAAAGCUUUCAACCACACUGCUGAAUAUGACACAGCAAUUUCCAAUUAUUUCCGAGGUGAAUUCAGCCAAGGUGUUUCUCAGUUAACUUUGAGGUAUGGAAUGAAUCCUCAUCAAAAGCCAGCCCAAGUUUAUACAACUGGACCUAAGUUACCUUUCAGUGUUCUGAAUGGAUCACCUGGCUUCAUCAACUUUUGUGAUGCUCUCAAUGCUUGGCAGUUGGUUACUGAACUGAAACAGAACUUAGACCUUCCAGCUGCAGCUUCUUUUAAACACGUGAGUCCAGCGGGAGCAGCUGUUGCUGUACCCUUGACAUAUGAAGAAUCAAAAGUCUGCAUGGUUGAUGAUUUGUAUGAAAAUCUAUCACCUUUAGCUACUGCAUAUGCAAGAGCAAGAGGUGCUGAUAGAAUGUCAUCGUUUGGAGAUUUUGUUGCUUUGUCUGAUAUUUGUGAUGCAGUAACAGCAAAAAUAAUUUCUAGAGAAGUAUCUGAUGGAAUAAUUGCCCCUGGUUAUGAGCCUGCUGCUCUAGAAAUCUUGAAAAAGAAGAAGAAUGGCGGUUACUGUGUAUUACAGAUGGACCCAACCUAUAAACCAUCUGAUUUAGAAGUUCGAACUCUCUUUGGCCUUAAUCUUUCUCAGAAGAGGAAUGAUGCUGUGAUUGAUAAGAAUUUAUUCACCAAUAUUAUUUCUAAAAACAAGACACUUUCGGCUGAUGGUGUUCGUGAUUUGAUAGUGGCAACCACAGCAGUGAAAUACACUCAAUCCAAUUCAGUCUGUUAUGCAAAGAAUGGCCAGGUGAUAGGUACUGGUGCUGGACAGCAAUCUCGUAUUCAUUGCACCAGAUUAGCUGGCGAUAAAGCUAAUAUUUGGUGGUUGCGUCAUCACCCAAAAGUCUUAGGUAUGCAGUUCCAAAAAGGUGUCAAACGUGCUGAAAUUUCGAACAUCAUUGAUGUUUUUGUCAGUGGCACAAUUGGAAAAGAUAUGCCCUUGGAACAAUUCCAGAAUUCUCUUGUAAAUCCUCCUACUCCUCUUACUGAAGCUGAAAAAGCUGACUGGAUCAAACAAUUAAAUGGAGUGGCUUUAAGCUCAGAUGCAUUUUUCCCUUUUAGAGAUAAUAUUGAUCGAGCACAUCAAAGUGGUGUUUCAUACGUGGUUAGCCCUGGUGGUUCAACUAAUGAUGAAUGUGUGAUAACUGCUUGUGACGAAUAUGGAAUGGUAUUGAUUCACACUAACUUACGAUUGUUCCAUCAUUAAAUUCUGAUGUUUUUGAAAUAACUAUUCCAUUAUAUCUUAACAGUUCCUACUGCAUUGUUAAAGAACUUUCUACCAGCUUUAUCUGAGAAUUUUUUUACUACAAAAAAUUUUAUAACAGUGUUUUUUCUUAAAAUAUAUAAAAUUUAUUUUUGUUAAUAAAAUAUCAUUGUGUUAAA
This is a messenger RNA of Argiope bruennichi, 2188 nucleotides long. Its product is annotated as bifunctional purine biosynthesis protein ATIC-like. Gene Ontology annotation, cellular component: cytosol. Gene Ontology annotation, biological process: 'de novo' IMP biosynthetic process. NCBI's taxonomy places the organism in Eukaryota, Metazoa, Arthropoda, Arachnida, Araneae, Araneidae. The record is from RefSeq and is a predicted model, not a curated record. The transcript is spliced from 17 exons. The coding region runs from base 207 to 2012 and encodes 601 amino acids. Gene Ontology annotation, molecular function: IMP cyclohydrolase activity; phosphoribosylaminoimidazolecarboxamide formyltransferase activity.